AUGUCAUUACAGAAACAAGAGAAAAGGCCGGAUGGUCUUUCCACGUACCUGAAGCGCUUCGAAACUGCUUUUCUGACGCGCCCCGCUUCCAAGCGCCCGCCUUCGAUCGCGGAUUCCACGACUACUUCAAAUCUACCUUCCAACCGACCAGUUCCAACCCUCACAAGUACAGCGGAACCAAACCCGCUCAGCGCCGAGGAACCUAUAGAUGUCGACCGCAUCAUCGCACAGCGUGAGAGAGCACGAGCUCUUUUGGCCCGAUACGGGUUACAUCUCGGACCUGAAGAGGUCAACCCCUCGUCUGACAUUCAGUUCCCCCGAGUAAACAGGACCAUUCGUAUUCGAGUGCGACGGACCUGCCACCGGUGUGAAACUGCUUUCGGCCCCAACACGGUGUGCAUCAAUUGCCAACAUCCGAGGUGCAAAAGCUGUCCAAUUUCUCCUGUCAACAAUGAACACGAUGACAAGUGUGCCUACGUGAGCCAUGCAAAAGUAUUCGAACUCUGUGCCCGACGGCCCGGCACACUGCCAAUGACUCCGCAUCUCAAGUUUACCGGGAACCCAGCCGCACCGCUGACGAUGCAGUCACGCAUCGGGGGACCAGACCAUCUUCGAAAGCCAGUGGUUCAGCGCGUGCGACGCAUGUGCCACUCCUGUGACACCAUGUUCGAGCCUGGCUCAAAGGAGUGCGGUUCUUGCGCUCAUGUGCGCUGCAAAAAGUGUCCACGCAGUCCGCAUCGCCCCGAGAAAUACCCCAACGGUUAUCCAGGAGACGUGGAGCCUCCGACUCGCAAGCCCGAGCGGACAUUCAGAAAACCGCGACAGAGAGUCCACUGCAUCUGCCAUGUGUGUCAUGCUACCUUCAAUGACGGCGCGAGUACCUGUGGCAAAUGUGGCCAGGCAAAGUGUGCGGAAACUGUCCGAAAUCCACCGAAGAAAGUCAAGACAGAGCCUGACUCCACGAUCUUAAGAAGGGUGGAAGACAGAAUCACGUUGCUGGCGGACAUUGGCACAUGA
This is a messenger RNA of Penicillium diatomitis, 1017 nucleotides long. RefSeq lists its product as uncharacterized. The record is from RefSeq and is a predicted model, not a curated record. The transcript has 3 exons. NCBI's taxonomy places the organism in Eukaryota, Fungi, Ascomycota, Eurotiomycetes, Eurotiales, Aspergillaceae. The coding region runs from base 1 to 1017 and encodes 338 amino acids.